This is a messenger RNA of Lachnellula hyalina, 3258 nucleotides long. RefSeq names its product putative transcription initiation factor TFIID 111 kDa subunit. Lineage: Eukaryota; Fungi; Ascomycota; Leotiomycetes; Helotiales; Lachnaceae. Gene Ontology annotation, biological process: RNA polymerase II preinitiation complex assembly; transcription by RNA polymerase II. Gene Ontology annotation, cellular component: transcription factor TFIID complex. Bases 1 to 3258 code for a protein of 1085 amino acids. Gene Ontology annotation, molecular function: RNA polymerase II general transcription initiation factor binding; RNA polymerase II general transcription initiation factor activity; histone acetyltransferase activity. The record is from RefSeq and is a predicted model, not a curated record. The transcript is spliced from 3 exons.
AUGGCACCUCCUACGACAGAGCCUCCGGCAUUCAGUGAGGUCGACUGGAAGGCACAGGUGGAACAGGAUGAAGCCAAUAUUCGGCAACUGAUGGAUGCUCAAGACCAAGGUGAAGGUCCCGCACUUUUCGACGAGAACCGGCCCCUGGAGACUGGUGACAAGGCCGACGACGCCCAGGACUACGAGGACAUAAGUGACGAUGACCUCCCUGAGGAGGAGGAUGCAGCUGGUGCCGGCGAGGGCGAUCUGCCUGGUCUUACUGAUGAUAUGGGAACAAGCCACGAUACGGAUGAUCUCUUUGGUGAAGGUCGUGGCUCUUCACCUUUCGACCAGUUUGAGGACGAUGAGGUAUUUCAGCCAGACGGAACAACAAACAUCUCACAAAUCAAUGGUAACCUGACGCUGCCUUCCAUCGAACCUGAAAUUGAUCUGCGCGAGCUCAACUUCCCCGAACAUUACGGGGCCUCGAAUCAAGAUCCCUCCAUACCUGCUCCCGCGGAGUCGAUACUUGAGCUUGUGAAACAGUCCUGGCCAAAGUUUGAGCAAGGAACAAUUUGUAACUUUAGUGAAUUACUGCCUCCGCAACCUGCACACUACAUCUACAAAACACCCGAUAGACGUCCAAAGCCAGUUCACCCUACCAAAGUCAGCUUGGAUCUUGCUCCGGAUCAGGAGAAGAACUUCUACUCUGCCGGGCCUGCGACAUCCGAUAAGCGAAAGCGAGUCCAAGAAGCCGAGGCCAAGGGACUGGUGGCUAUUGUCGAGGAGUCUUCAGACGAAGCUGAAAUCGAUGAGGGCUUCGAUUGGUCUUCACCAGACCCAAAUGAGAAGUUGGGAGGGGUUACUUGGGCUGACCUUGAGAUAAUCUGUGAGGAUUGGGAAUCGAGGAUAAACCCAGUAUUGCCACCACCCGUUGAGGAAUCAGAGGAGGAACUUGACGCUUGGGAGCUGGAGAUCCUUGGACCCGCUGCGAAACGUAGGAAGGUUCAGACCCAGGAAAAGGAUAUCAUGAGCACUCAACGCUUCCCUGUUCCUUCAUUCGAUGACUUUGAGGAGGCAACGAGAAGAGUUGCGAAGCGCGUAUGUAUUGAUCUGAAUGAUCCUUAUAUACUCGUCGAUACGCAAGAGCAGAAACCAGCAAAGCGCCGACGUAUCGGAUCCACCCAAAAAGCUGGAAAAGGAGACCUCUCGGCAAGGUUACACUCGAGAUUUAACAUGUCGAAUGAUGCAGCAUAUGAGGCUCUUAAGCAGAACCACAAGAGCAAAGUUCGAGCCACCCUUGGAAACAUCUCUGUCGAGCAUAGUUUGCCGGCACAAAGACUCCAAUGGCCAUACUACCGAGUUAAGUUUUGGGUUGGAGAAGCUCGUAGCUGGCACCGGCCGGCUCUCCAUUUCAAUAAGGUCAUGAACCAACCUAUUCAUUUCGCUAAGCCUUGGAUUACCAAGAAGAAGAAGGAUCUCAAGAAUCUCCCUACACAUGAUCUCUUCAAGACGUCCAAGGAUCUGAGUCUUGCCGACCACUAUGCUAGCGCCACGUUGCUAGAAUAUUCCGAAGAACAUCCAACAGUGCUUUCAAACUUUGGUAUGGGAAAUCGGAUCAUCAACUAUUACCGUCGCGAAAAAGCCGAUGAUGAGAGUCGGCCUUUGCCUGACGACAAAGUCGGUGAUGUAACUUUACUUCUCCCCGAAGAUAGGUCGCCAUUUGCAAAAUUUGGUCACGUUGAACCGGGUGAAACGGUUCGAACUCUUCACAAUGCUAUGUAUAGAGCUCCGAUUUUCAAGCAUGAUGCCAAGAGUACUGAUUUCCUUGUCAUUCGCACCAACACUGGAACACAUGGCAUGUCAUGGCACAUUCGUAACAUCGAUCAUUUAUUUGCAGUAGGGCAAGAGUUCCCGUCAAUGGAAAUUCCGAGUCCUCACUCUAGAAGGGUUACUACUGCUGCGAAAUUACGAAUGAAGAUGAUUGGCAUGCGAAAGAUUCGACACGAUCCUCAUGGCCAUCUUAAGAUUGGUGACGUUACAGCACACAUUGCCGAAUCUAGCGACAUGCAGAAUAGACAGAAACUCAAGGAGUACUUUUUGUAUGACAAGGUUGAGAAAGUCUGGAAGAUCAAGCCUGGCGAGAUGGUGCAAGAUGAAGCGUCUACGCGCAGUCUGAUCAAGCCGGAAGAGAUCUGUGCGCUCGAUGCGAUGCAAGUUGGCUAUCGAGCUCUUCAGGACGCUGGAAUGGAAUUGGACGGAAAAGACAAGGAGGGAGCAGAGGAUGCUGCCGAGGCGGAUGAUGAUGGCAAGCUGACCCCAGACCAAAUUCUCGAGAAGAAUCUCACGCCUUGGAAAACCACCAAAGCUUUCCUCGAUGCUUCUACAGAAAAGGGUAUGCUCGACCUUCAUGGCGCUGGCGAUCCAUCCGGCUGUGGAUUGGCUAUCAAUAUGAUCAGAGUGUCGAUGAAAGGCGGCUUUCAACCUAAAGGUCCUGGAGGAAGCUCAGACCAAAGCGCAAAAGAUGCACAAAAGAAGAAUGGUCAUGGAUACAACGUCAAGGAGCAGGAGGAGAAUUACAAGAAAUCCAUUAACGAAAUUUGGCAUAGGCAAAAGAUGAACUUGUCCGACCCGACUGAGCAUUCCGAGAAUGAAAUGGAGCUCGAGCAGGAGGAUGAAGAUCGAAGACUCAAUUCUGGUCAAACUCCUCAGUCUAUGGCCACCCCUGCUGGCUUUGACGAUUCUGCUAGCCAGCUCAGUAGAUUCAGUGGUGUCGAUCGACGUAGUAAAGCUAUGCGCAUCACUCGCACUGUUCGGAACAAGUUGGGACAGACCGAGGAAAUCACUCAUAUCAUCAAAGAUCCUCGUGUAGCGCGUGAAUACCAGAAGCGCCGUCAUGCACUGGAUAACCAGAGUACCAACGUAUACGAUGCAAAGCCUACUGGGAAUGCCGAAUGGGAUCGACUGGAGGCUAAGAGAAUCAAGGAUGAACUUGCCCGUCUAGAGCGUAACAAGGAACGUCGCCAUGCCCGUGAGAAGCAAAAGGGCAUCAUCUCAAACGACAAGCCAUCCGACACCGGCUCACCUGCCUCUACCCCUGCGAAAUCAGUCGAGAAGCCCCAAGGGACGACAAGAAAAUGUGCGAACUGUGGAAUGGCCGGACACAUCAAGACCAACAAAAAGCUUUGUCCUAUGUUGAAUGGACAGAUGAAAGCUGAAGACAAAGGUCCGGCUGGGUUUGGGGCCUUUGGUGCUGCUGCUGCGCCUUCGUUUGGUUGA